Messenger RNA from Verticillium alfalfae VaMs.102, 1293 nucleotides. RefSeq lists its product as hypothetical. The coding region runs from base 1 to 1293 and encodes 430 amino acids. The record is from RefSeq and is a predicted model, not a curated record. Gene Ontology annotation, molecular function: protein binding. NCBI's taxonomy places the organism in Eukaryota, Fungi, Ascomycota, Sordariomycetes, Glomerellales, Plectosphaerellaceae. The transcript has 4 exons.
AUGAUUGAUCGACUGCGCUCCAUCUCCAUUUCGACCGCCCUGCUUCUGGCUGGCACCGGGCUCCUCGUCAGUGCAACUGAUCCUCGUGGGCCAUCGUGGCGGGGCGAAUGCCUGGCGCAUCUUCCCGGCUCCAUACAAUGGGCAUCGCGAAACACAUCGCCGCUUGCCGUCGAUGAUACAGCCGGCCCUCGACCUGAGAGCUGGGCGCCAUGGACUCAUCGACCAUCAUGCGUCGAGGCUGCCAACGACCCGAAGGUGAAGUUCUGCGCCUACACGGACGCCGGCCACGGUCCACACGGCUUCAGUCUCAUCACAACACCCGAGAUAGCGGCUGCCAACAUCGACACGCUCCAAGAUCCAUCCUUCUCCUCCGUCGGCGCUCCCAACUUGGAGCAUUGGCAAAAGCUAGAGGACGACCCCGCUUAUGAAGUUGUGGAUCUGCCGGGCAAAGGGAAAGGCGUCGUGGCGACGCGGCUCAUCAAGAAGUACGAUGUCUUCAUGAGCGACUACGCCGUCAUGUUUGUCAACUUCCAGGUCACCGCUUCGGUGAGGCAGCAGGACGGCUACGAACAGCUUCACACGGCUGCCGAGAGGCUUCGAAACCCUCAUGCUUUGCUGUCGCUAGGUCGAAGCAACCCGGGUCACCAGUCUGACAUUGUCGAGGACGUUAUGAGGACGAAUUCUUUUAACCUCGACAUCUCCGGGGUGCCGCAUAUGGGCAUGUUCCCCAAGAUAUCGAGAGUUAAUCAUGCCUGCAAACCUAACUCUUUCAUGCGAUUUUCGAAAAGGAGUUUCGGAGCGACUGUUGUAGCAUUCCGCGACAUUCAUCCAGGGGAGGAGAUCACCAUAAGCUCGCGAAAAUUCGCAGACGCUCCAUUUGGACUGACGCACAGUCAGCGGCAGAGCACGUUGGCCGACUGGGGCUUCAAAUGCACCUGCGAAAUGUGCACUGCCGCGCCCGACGUCAUCGCGGAAUCGGACGCGCGUCGCAGCAAAGUCGAAGAUCUCCAGGCCGAAGUCCUCGACUCUCUGGGGCGAGGCAAGAUCCACAGCGCCAUCAAGCUCAUCAAGUCCAUCCUCGCGCUCCUCGAGACGGAAGGGCUGCAGCCGCUGAUGACAGAGCACUACGAUUCGCUGGCGAGGAUCUACUGGUACCUGAACGAGCGCGGCAAGUCGCGGGCGAAUGCGAGGUCGGCUGUCGAACUGUUGGCCGUGCAUGGGUUCAUCGACCACAAGGACGUGGAUCUCUACGUGGGCGCGGUUCUGGAGAAAUAUGCUUCAGGGGCAGAUUAG